Aureobasidium melanogenum CBS 110374 is the source of this 2133-nucleotide messenger RNA. RefSeq lists its product as uncharacterized. The transcript is spliced from 2 exons. Bases 1 to 2133 code for a protein of 710 amino acids. NCBI's taxonomy places the organism in Eukaryota, Fungi, Ascomycota, Dothideomycetes, Dothideales, Saccotheciaceae. The record is from RefSeq and is a predicted model, not a curated record.
AUGGCACAGACACCCCCCAGCAUCAACGAUCUCCCCGACAGUGGUGCUCAUUCCCCUCCAGCUGCACAGAGUGCUGUUGAGGCUGCUACCAUCGCCGCUGCCGCCCCAUACCACUAUCCCCACGUCCCCUUGGUCGACGCGCGCGCGGCUGCGCUGCGCCAGACGUUCAGCGUAAACCUCCACCCCACGCGCCCCAUGAGCGGACCUGGCACUGUACUCAGUGUUGAGGAGUUCUUCGACCUCAUCAACGCGGUCAACCUUGACCACUCUUCGCGUGGCUUGCCCACCUACAGACUGGUUGUUAUCGGCGAACACACUCAGGAAGACCUUCGCAACAAUGUCUAUGAGUCUCCCAAGCGUCUGUACGUUCGCAUGAUGGAGGGCAGAUGGCAAGGUUUGGCGACUUUCUUUCCCAGAAAUCCCACUGACGCUGGCAACUCGUCGUCCCUGGCCACAAAAGUGGAAGACGACGACGAGAUGUCCAUCGCCAUUCAUCAGAGUUACAAGAUCACAACCCUUGCCGACUUGUUCCGCGGUGAUGGCGUUGAUGAAGAGCUUGCUCUCGCCCUUCGUGAGAGUCUCAGGGUACAAACUCGUGCUGACUGGUGCCUUGGUGGUGCUGUCGGCCAUGCUGGCCCUUCAACUCAUGCUGGCCCUUCAACUCAUGCUGGCCCCUCGAGCCGCGCUGCAACCCCCGGCCAUGAUAACACUGUCCAAGACUGGUAUGUUGUACUCACUAGGGGUAAUGGUAUUGAUACUGACACUCUUUCUCAACACAGCACCCAGGAGAAAGGCGUUACCCACUCGCAGAUCUCUGAUCUGCCCACAGCCCCUGGCGGCUGGCAAACCUGGUUUGACGACCACACUCUCAUUGAGAACAACUCCUCCGCCGCCAUGCAGUCUUCUACCACCGAGCAGGCUCAUGCUCUCGGCCCUCUCGCCUCCGAGUUGCCUGAUCUUAUCCGCCGCUUGACCAAUGCCAACGAGCCUCAAGAACCCACCGUCACUGCCGAGGAGGUUGAUGCUCCUCGUGCUCUCGCCUCCGAGUUGCCUCGGCCCAUUCGUGGAGUGACCGUCGUCAGUGAACCUGUCGAGCCAGUUGACUCCGCCGCCACAAAGUCGGGUACCAACGAGCAGGCUGAUGCUCCUCGCUCCCUCGCCUCCGAGUUGCCUGAUCUUAUCCGAGGUUUGAACAAUGCCAACGAGUCCGAAGGGGGUUCCACCACUGCUGCUGCACCAUCAUCUACUGUCAGCGAGAGUGGUGGACUCGGCCUCGCCGGUCCUGUCCCUGUCCUCGAACCGCGUAUGCCCACUCAAGAGUUCGCCGGAGCCUCUACUGCUGGACAUUCGAACUCGUCUACAAGCAGCCAGAGUGAUGCAUUUCGCCCAUUGCACGAGAUCUCCCAGGAUGUUCCCGAGGAAGCAACAUUCGUCACAGAUGGCGGACGCUCCGAAGCUCCCUCUGUCAACGCAAACAACAACAGUGAUGCGCGCCUACCUAGCGCCGAGCGCCGACUCCCUCCUGCUCUCGGUCGCGUUCGCUACUGCUCUUCCCGCGACAAUGCCCAAUUCGACUAUCAAUUCGCUCACGGCACCUCCAGAGCUCAAGUUUUCGCCACUGCCGUCCAAGACAUUUCCGCUGGAAUUGCACACAUCCUCAGCAGCGAAAAUGCCGACCUGCCUGCUCUGGAAGAUAUUCACGAGACUCUCAAUGCGCUUAGCCAUGCCGGGUUCAGCACAAAUGCCUACCAGCAGGAGCACGUGCCCGUGGAGCGCUCCAUGACUCUAGUCAGGGCCAACAUGGACCUCGAAGGCUUAUCCAAUAUCAUGAUGAGAGCUGCAGAACUUCUGGUCUUCCUUGACCAGACAACCCUCCCCCGCAUCGAGGGGUACCCAGACGAUCUGCAGGACCACCUCAGAAUCGUCUUGUGUGUCUUGAUUGACAUGUGUCGCAACAUUCAUUCCAAUCAGACAAGUCUCUUCCUCGGCUACAUCCUUGGCGACCCCAGAGUGCACAACUCUAGAUUCUUCGGCAGUUUUUUCUCUCGCGCCAGCAACACCUCUGCCAACCACGCCACUCAAGAGGAUGUUCCCUCUGUGGACCCCGAGAGCACUUCCCAUUGGGGACAGUGA